GUUAUUGCAGUACAGACCUAAUAUCACAGUGUGAGUGACAGAGGUAUAGUUACAGAGUCUGAUCCACAAUUGAUAGAUAUUUUCACAUCAUGGCUUCAACAAAAAACCAAGUUGAACAAAGAGGAUCAGAUCACGUCGAUGUUCCUGUAAAGACGAUACGACAAGGUGAUGAAAAGGAUGUGGAUGAAGCAUGCGCAAAACAUUCCGAUGUUGUAACUGAUAAAUGCAUAAAUGGUACAAAUACGGACAAUCGUUAUGAAGCACAACUCUAUCUGCAAGUAGUAUAUAUGUUCGUUGACUUGGGUACAAAAGUGCUUUUAGAUUUAUUUUCGUACUUACUGGCACAUGAUGAUAUCAACAUGUUACUUGUUGACUUUUUGAAAUCAAACGAAACAAAACUAAUGUUAGAAAAGUUAUUCAACGAUAGAGUUAUUAAUAAAAAGGAACUCAGACUUGCAACAGCGGACAAUCCAAAGACGGAAAAUUUUGAUAUUUCUCUCUUGUUAACUUUAAUGAUGAAUUUGAUACCAAACAAAAUACUUUCUCCACCAAAAUAUGGAUGGAAAACACCCCCACCUCUCACAGAUGAUUCCAUAUCUGCAGAUUUGUUACGUCUUCGAAAGAUCCGAAAUGAUAUUAUUGCACACAUUGCAAGACCUCAAAUUCCUCAACCAAAAUACAUUAGAACCAGGGAUGAACUAAUCCACAUUUUAUGUCGACUAACCCAAAAGUUUCAUCCUCGCACGUCAAAAGACAAGAUUAUGAAAGAAAUUAAAAAAAGAAUCGAUUCGUGUCAAGUUUCUGUUGAUUCAUCACUAACAGAAGGUUACAUCAGUCGUGUAAAAGAAUGGCACUUAAAUUUCACUAACAAGGUAGAGGAGUCACUCAAAACAUUAAAUGAGUUUGACUUGUACUUUACAAACAAAUCGAACCGAUGUGAAAGAUAUAUAGAAUUACUUUUCAAAGGUGGCAAAACUGUUUUGUUUGGUACUUUGGAACGGGAAUGCAAAAAGAAAAAGUACAAUGUCAAAGAUAUGUCUGAAUUCAUUAAAUCAUCUGACCAUAACGAAAUAGAGAGUGAAAGAAAAUAUUGGAAUAGGGAUCCAUCAAAUUGGAAUGUAUGGCAACUGUCGACAUUUCUAUUAGACAAGUUUGAUCAGGAUUUAAGUGCAAAUGAAGUAAAGGAAAUUGCCAAUAUACACAAGGCAGUUACAAAUUAUGCAGAGGCUAUAGUGUCCUCUUUAGACAGAGAUCGCUUCAGUCCUCUGUGGACCAACUUGGUCAGUAGCAUUAAAUGUAUGUCGAUGGUUUUAGACGCGGAUAUUAAACAGCGGUGCGAUGACUUAAUUGAUAAGAGUGACAUGGAAACUGAAGUCGACCUUACAUUUCUUAAACAGUUUUAUCCAAAACUCAGAACAUUAACAGAUGAAUACAAAGUAAAAGUGAGACAGUUUAAAGACUUAUUACAGGAAAUGGAAGAACACAAUAUACCUUUUCAAGAACCCCAAAAACUGGAAUUCAAAUUCAUAACACUUGGGGACAACAAAGAGAAGACAAAAAUAGCCGAAGAAAUAUUAUUUUCAGUGUGGCAGGUGGCAUUGGGACAAGUUGAAGAUUCAACUAAUUUCAAGACAGUCCGAAUUGCAGUAAACAGAAUCCUUCAAACAAUAAGAAAUAUGCCAGAUGUCAUAGAUGUAACAGCUGUACAUAAAUGCAUAAUUGUAGGAAUCAGCUUUCAUUCGCCAACGGGUAUUUUAGAGCUCCUGAGUUAUUUGGAGGAUGGAACCUUUCAAGAAAGCAUUACAGUAAUAGAAAGUGAAUUAGUGGAUGUUUUCGAUGGAUGUAUCAAAAUAAUGUCGAACUUCACGCUAGACUCUCUGCACGCUAUUACAACAAAUAUAGCAAAAGGUGAUAAACGAAAAGCAAAUGUCAUCAGACUUCCUAUUACAUGCAAAUCUGCCGAAGGAAUAAUGGCUGCAGUGUCCUUUUGUCAAAGUAAAGAAAUAGAGGAGAGUAACAAAAUUAUAUCGAAAUCACUUUCUGGUAGUCUUGGCCAAAAAAUUACGCUACAGACAGGUUUGGCAGGUUUUUACGAACAUUUGGAUGACACAGAAUCGGAGUCUAUAUCCUCCGAAGAAACGAUUGGUGAAGAGAUGGGCAUCAUUGAGUGCACAACACAAACUGCAGCUGAAAAAUGGACUGACAUUUUAGAACAUGACCCGAGACAAAUGGGAAAAUAUGCUAGCAAGAUGACUGUGGCUUACUUUUCUUACAUCUGUCACUUCGAUAUGGUGGCGGCAUUUGAGAGAAGCAGAGUUACGGAGGGCUGUAGGGAUGGUGUAGCCGGGGGCCACCUUCCGCCAGGUGUGUGCAACAUCAUCAUCACCAGAGCCAAGACGAGAUACCGGCUACAUGGUACACCCGCCAGGAGGCAUGCAGGAGGUCGGCAGAGUGUAACAACACCAGCGCAGGAUCGGUUCUUUGUCGUUCAGGCACUUCGUGCAAGGUUUUCGACAGCAACUUCUCUUCGAAAUGACCUUGAAAUGCUGAAAUGCUGCCGGGUCCGUGUUUCCACGCAGACGGUACAUAGAUAG
Messenger RNA from Ruditapes philippinarum (Manila clam), 2594 nucleotides. RefSeq lists its product as uncharacterized. The transcript has 10 exons. The record is from RefSeq and is a predicted model, not a curated record. Bases 90 to 2594 code for a protein of 834 amino acids. NCBI's taxonomy places the organism in Eukaryota, Metazoa, Mollusca, Bivalvia, Venerida, Veneridae.